Coprinopsis cinerea okayama7#130 is the source of this 1506-nucleotide messenger RNA. RefSeq lists its product as hypothetical. Gene Ontology annotation, biological process: cell-cell adhesion. Gene Ontology annotation, cellular component: phagocytic vesicle; cell surface; protein complex involved in cell adhesion. The record is from RefSeq and is a predicted model, not a curated record. The coding region runs from base 1 to 1506 and encodes 501 amino acids. The transcript is spliced from 3 exons. Lineage: Eukaryota; Fungi; Basidiomycota; Agaricomycetes; Agaricales; Psathyrellaceae. Gene Ontology annotation, molecular function: oligosaccharide binding; polysaccharide binding; N-acetylgalactosamine binding.
AUGGGCAAUCCCUAUAAGAACCCCGAUGAAGCGAUAAGGUUUGGUUCAUCGCCUGUCGUUCACAGCUCCCUCCCAGAACUCUCAACGACAGUCAUGAUUGAUCUUCCCUCGCCCAGUUCGAUAACAGACUAUCCUAUUCUCCAUAAACGAGAAGAGGACCUCACAGAGGACCUCAAUAUCGAUGACAGCGUCACUUUGAACUACCUCUUCAUCGAUCCAGGAUGCCUCGAGGCGUCAGAAACGCCCAUGCCAAUAACCAUCCCCAGAACGUUGUUCGAAGGAAGACUGCGCCCUUGCCGUGAGGUCUUUUCUACUGAGAUUUCGAACGAGUUUGGAAUCGAGGUCGCAGCCGGAAAGGUGAAGUUUUGGAAGCCAAUGGAGAGCCUCACUGUAGACGUUCCAGCCGAUCCUACCUGGUCUGGAAUAAUAUCCGAAUUCCGAGAGACGUUUGCCCAGAUCCCCUUCACUCGGUCCCUGUCACGGGCGCUUCAGCAAACCUUUACGGACUCCGACUUGAUUCAUAUCGCUGUGACCGCUUCCUCGAUCCCAAAGAGCGACGCACAUCGGACAGACCCACCUGCAUCUGCAUCGAGGGCCGCGCCCGACGGACCGCCUGCUUACAGCUACGUACACCCAAUGAUUGCCAGAGGGGAAUACGAGACAAACGAAGGGGAGAGGCGUCGCAGCUGGAGGUCCAUCACGUACGGAGAGCGUCACUCGACGGACAUUGCCAUUACGCCUCGAUCCACGAUCCCGUCUAUCCUCCUGGGACUAAACACCAUCGACAUAGGGGCCGGACCCGACGGCUCCAUGGAAUUUUCAUCCCAUGAAUCAUCUCUCGCGUCGUCUUCAUUCCGACUCCACGUCGAUUCCUGGGGCAAGACAUCCCUGUAUAACGCGCGAAUGCACUGGUUGGUCGUCAACUCAAACCCCUCCAUCCAGAUUGGUUGCGUCGACACCGCCUUCCACAAGCCUCAGAAGACGGAUGGGGACUUCGUCCAGCGAGUUACCUUUACCCAUCCCUUCAACGCGCCUCCCAAAGUCCUUGUUGCCCUGAGCGGGUUCAGCCUGGGCGAAGGAACCGACGUCAAGAACUGGGAAAUCCGGGCCUCCGCCACGAACGUCGACAGCCGAGGCUUCACCAUCAAUAUCCACAAGGAGGGUAGAGGCCACGGCCAAAUCCACUGGCUUGCCUUUCCUGAAGGAGGAGUUCCCAACGUAACCAUGUGUUCUGGGGAUUUUCGAUUCGACUCCUCGUCGUCUGAUGGCAACAUCGAUUUUGAAUUCCCAUUCAGAAAGCCUCCUCUUGUCUUCGUCGCGCUGAACCAGUUCAAGGCGGACAAGUCCAGGAACUUGAGGAUCGAAAUCUCCACUUCCAGCGUAACUGGGCUAGGGAUGAACUGGAAGAUUAGGUCGUGGAGCAAUACGGUCCUAACCAGUGCUGCGGCGUCGUUUGUCGCAAUCGAGGACGUGGGAGAGGUCGAUGCAAAAGGGACGACUGCGUGA